Messenger RNA from Carica papaya (papaya), 2618 nucleotides. RefSeq names its product SPX domain-containing membrane protein At4g22990-like. Gene Ontology annotation, molecular function: transmembrane transporter activity. The record is from RefSeq and is a predicted model, not a curated record. Gene Ontology annotation, cellular component: plant-type vacuole membrane. Gene Ontology annotation, biological process: transmembrane phosphate ion transport from cytosol to vacuole. Lineage: Eukaryota; Viridiplantae; Streptophyta; Magnoliopsida; Brassicales; Caricaceae.
UUCUGCCAUCACCAAGAACGACGCCGUUUCAAGUCAGGUUCUCUGGAAAUAAAAGGGCGUGAAACGUUCGAAUUGUUGAGGAAGGGAAGUUGGCUUGGUGGCGCAGGAAACGGGAAGAAGGGAGACACGUAGAAGCAGAGGCGUGCACAGAGAAAGAGAAGAAAAAAGAUAAGCGCGCGGGGUUCGUCGCCUUCGAGAUCCUCGGAGGAUUUUCGUAAGAGAUGGUUGCCUUCGGGAAGAAGUUGAAGGAAAGACAAAUUGAAGAAUGGCAAGGAUAUUACAUCAAUUAUAAACUAAUGAAGAAGAAGGUAAAACAAUAUGCUCACCAAAUUGAAGUUGGAACUCAAGAUCGUCGCCAUGUUCUCAAGGAUUUCUCAAGAAUGCUGGAUAAUCAGAUUGAGAAGAUUGUCCUUUUCCUGUUGGAACAACAAGGAAUUCUUGGAAGCAGGUUAGCUAAGCUAGGAGAAAGGCAUGAUGCUCUUCAGGGGCAGCCAGACAUAUCUGAAAUAACUGUACUACGAGAAGCAUACAGAGAAGUAGGACGAGAUCUUUUAAAGCUUCUCUUUUUUGUCGAGAUGAAUGCUAUAGGUCUACGGAAGAUCCUGAAGAAGUUUGAUAAACGAUUUGGCUAUAGAUUCACUGAUUACUAUGUCAAGACUCGUGCUAAUCAUCCUUACUCACAACUGCAACAAGUGUUAAAGCAUGUGGGAUUAGGGGCAGUCGUGGGAGCAAUAUCCCGCAACCUUCACGAGCUCCAGGACCGUCAAGGAAGCUACUUAUCAAUUUAUGAUCAGCCUGUUCUUCCACUCCAGACUGGAGGUUUUGCUGUGGCAUUGACUGGCCUUAAUCUGCAGGAUCCUGUGGUUGAUUCAAUAAAAGCUGCUGUGGACAGGUUAACCCAUUCGACGAACGUCCUUAACUUUUUGGCACAACAUGCGCUCAUUAUGCAAGAGGAGCUACCUACUCCGACAGAGGAACGCGUUGAUGAUCAGAGAUACCAUUUUAUGUCUCUCCUAUUGAAUUUGGCGAAUACAUUUCUUUAUAUGGUCAAUACAUAUAUUAUUGUCCCUACAGCAGAUGACUAUUCAAUGAGCCUUGGAGCUGCAGCAACAGUUUGUGGUAUUGUAAUUGGGGCAAUGGCUGUAGCACAGGUGUUUUCUUCAGUGUAUUUUAGUGCUUGGUCAAACAAAUCAUACUUCAGACCUCUUGUAUUUAGUAGCAUUGUUCUUCUUAUUGGGAAUACAAUGUAUGCUUUAGCUUAUGAUCUUAACUCAAUUGCGGUUCUUUUGCUCGGCCGUCUUUUAUGUGGGUUCGGUUCUGCCAGAGCUGUUAACCGACGGUACAUCAGUGAUUGUGUACCAUUAAAAAUACGAAUGCAGGCAUCUGCAGGUUUUGUUAGUGCUAGUGCUCUUGGUAUGGCAUGUGGUCCUGCUCUAGCUGGUGUACUUCAGAUCAACUUUAAGAUCUACAAAUUUACCUUCAAUCAAGAUACUUUGCCUGGCUGGGUUAUGGCUGUGGCUUGGCUCAUAUAUUUAGUAUGGUUGUGGAUAUCAUUUAGAGAACCUGCCCGUGAAAUUGAAGAAAUUCCUACAACAAAUGAACCAAAUCCUGCAGAAAAUGAUGCCCUUGAGAAAGGUCUUAAACAACAAUUGCUCACUAGUUCUGAUGAAAAUCAACAAGAGGAAGAUGAAUGUGACGGAAGUGAAGAAGCUCCAGAGGAAUCUCGUGUGGCAGCAAACUCGAUUGGCUCAGCUUAUAGACUUCUUACUCCCUCCGUGAAGGUUCAAUUGUUGAUAUAUUUCAUGCUCAAAUAUGCCAUGGAGAUUUUACUUUCAGAAUCCAGUGUCGUUACCACAUACUAUUUUAAAUGGUCUACAAGCUCAGUUGCCAUUUUUCUUGCGUGUCUUGGCCUGACUGUUCUCCCUGUAAACAUUGUGGUGGGAAGUUACAUUAGCAAUAUGUUUGAGGACCGGCAAAUUCUUUUGGCAUCGGAAAUUAUGGUCUGCAUUGGCAUACUCCUUAGCUUCCACUUAAUAGUUCCAUACACUGUGCCACAGUAUGUCUGCUCUGGGCUUAUCAUGUUUGUUUCUGCUGAGGUACUCGAAGGUGUGAACUUAUCUCUGCUGUCUCGAGUGAUGUCGUCAAGACUUUCCCGCGGAACCUACAAUGGAGGACUGCUUUCAACCGAAGCAGGGACAAUUGCACGAGUUAUUGCAGAUGCCACCAUAACGCUGGCUGGAUACUUGGGCGAGAGUCAGCUCUUGAAUGUCACUUUACUUCCUUCACUUCUCAUUUGCAUAGCCUCCAUUGUUGCCACCACCUUUACCUAUAACUCUCUUUAUUAGUUCACAGUAUUUCCGCUAGUCAUAGUACAACCCCAAUCCGUUUGUUAAUUUUUUCCCAUUUCUAUUUCAAUUCUUUUGAGGUUCAUUUUUCUCCUUCAUGCUGUAUAUUGUCUAAAAAAAAUUGUUCAUUAGGUUUUUUUUUCCCCGCCCCCCCCUCCUUCAAUUGAAUUGUAAUAUAUUUUUCUUGCCCCAGUUGGCUUUAGAUUCCAUCUUUAGCUUGGCCCCAAAGCUUGUUUGAUAAAUUGCAAUAAAGUGGACUGAAGUUAACAGGUA